UUCUCCUUUAUUUUCGUUUCUUUAUGGUCUAAUGCGGGGAUUGCCCUCCCUGCGUUGGACCCGUUUACCCGACCCGGGUCGAUACUCACGCAGCCCGGAAACUCUCCUCUGACAAUUAAUUUAUUAUAUAUGGGUUGCUUCAACUCCAAGCAUUCUUCUUCUUCUCCGGCGGGUCCUUCACGCCCUCACCGCCGUCGUUUCGACACAGCUGCCCACCACCGAAGUCAUCCCCAAGAUCACCAUAAACGCCACGUUCUUCCCGGUCCACCAUCUCACCGCCGUGUCGUCAACUCAUCUCCGAAAAAACAUCACAAAAAUGACGAUGAUGCUCCAAGAUCGAGGACGUCCGGUGUUAGCCUGAGAUCGAGCUUGCCGCACGGAAAUGUAGAGGCUGAGCAGGUGGCGGCUGGUUGGCCCUCCUGGCUCAGCUCUGCCGCACCUGAGGCCGUUCAUGGAUGGGUUCCACUACGGGCCGAGGACUACGAGAAAAGAGAGAAGAUCGGACAAGGGACGUAUAGCAACGUGUUCCGGGCUUGUGAGGUAUCGACGGGACGAGUUAUGGCUUUAAAAAAAAUACGGGUCCAAAAUUUUGAAACUGAAAAUAUAAGAUUCAUUGCGAGAGAAAUCAUGAUUUUGAGAAGAUUAGAUCAUCCCAAUAUUAUGAAACUCGAAGGGAUCAUCGCGUCAAGGAAUUCAAACAGCAUGUACUUUGUGUUUGAUUACAUGGAACACGAUCUCGAAGGCUUAUGUUCAUCUCCCGACAUCAAAUUCACCGAGGCACAGAUAAAAUGCUACAUGAAGCAAUUGCUAUGGGGAGUAGAACACUGUCAUCUACGAGGGAUUAUGCACAGAGACAUUAAAGCCGCAAAUAUUCUGGUGAACAACAAAGGAGUUUUAAAGCUAGCUGAUUUUGGAUUAGCCAACAUUGUAACACCAAGAAACAAGAAUCAGUUGACGAGUCGGGUCGUGACAUUAUGGUACCGUGCACCAGAACUCCUUAUGGGCUCGACCAGUUAUAGUGUAUCGGUCGACCUCUGGAGUGUUGGUUGUGUUUUCGCAGAGAUUCUUACCGGAAGACCACUUCUUAAAGGAAGAACAGAGAUUGAACAACUUCACAAGAUUUAUAAACUCGCUGGAUCACCAGAUGAAGAAUUUUGGGAAAAGAAUAAGCUUCAUCCUCAAACUAAGAUGUUUAGACCACAACAUCAAUAUGAAGGUUGUCUAAGAGAAAGAUUUGAUGAGUUUCCAAAAACAGCAAUUAAUCUUCUUGAGAAUCUAUUGUCCAUUGAUACUGAGAAACGAGGAACUGCUUCUUCUGCCCUUAUGUCAGAGUACUUUAACACAAAGCCUUACGCUUGCGAUCCAUCGACAUUACCUACGUAUCCUCCUAAUAAAGAAAUGGAUGCUAAGUACCGCGAAGAACUUCAACGAAGGAGAAGAGUUAGUGUCAAGAAAAGAGAUAAUUUGGCAACAAAGAAAUUGGGGAAAUCUCGUAGAACAGUGAAAGAGCCUACAAAUCUCAACAGAUUACCAACCCACCAGGAAACGAAGAAGGAAGCUGAAACACAGAUUGUAAUCCAAACGCCGUCAGAGACAUCUCAGGCAACGACGCGAAGCGAGUUUCCUUACAACAGUUUAUCUCAAACCACCGCACCAGCGAGCGGGUUCGCUUGGGCAGGAGCAAAGAAGAGGAAAGAAAACGACGUAGCUUCAACGUUGACUUAUAACCAGCCGGCUGGAUCUGCGAGCCAUGUCAGUGGUAUGAGUAUGGCUUUCGCUAAGAACACUUUCGGGUUGACGAUAAACGAAGAGAAACCAAGCAUUCUUAGGCCUCACGUUUCUCUCGACUCCUCUGAUGUAUUGUUGUUCUCUGGCUUGCAUCACAAGAAAACAGAAGACGAUACGGAUUUGACAAAUUUUGGAGCGAAUCCGAAGAUUUUUCAAACAAAUGGGAUGAAUGAAAUAUUAAGGAGGACUGAAAGUGAUGUUAGAGUUGGUGUUCGAAAACCACCACGAAUAGAGAGAGGUUAAAAUUGGGGGGAAGAAAACUAAUUACCAGCAUUUUCAGCCAAGGAUAUAUAAUUUUUUUUUACCUACCAUCAUCUGUAGUCCAUAUUUGUUUAAUUUGUCACAAAAAAAAAA
Camelina sativa (false flax) is the source of this 2142-nucleotide messenger RNA. Its product is annotated as cyclin-dependent kinase C-2 C-like. NCBI's taxonomy places the organism in Eukaryota, Viridiplantae, Streptophyta, Magnoliopsida, Brassicales, Brassicaceae. The record is from RefSeq and is a predicted model, not a curated record. Gene Ontology annotation, biological process: positive regulation of transcription elongation by RNA polymerase II; protein phosphorylation. Gene Ontology annotation, molecular function: ATP binding; RNA polymerase II CTD heptapeptide repeat kinase activity. Gene Ontology annotation, cellular component: nucleus; cyclin-dependent protein kinase holoenzyme complex.